Messenger RNA from Cannabis sativa, 2678 nucleotides. RefSeq names its product pentatricopeptide repeat-containing protein At1g63330. Lineage: Eukaryota; Viridiplantae; Streptophyta; Magnoliopsida; Rosales; Cannabaceae. The transcript has a single exon. The record is from RefSeq and is a predicted model, not a curated record. Gene Ontology annotation, molecular function: protein binding. Bases 224 to 2419 code for a protein of 731 amino acids.
CCUACCUUUGAACCAGCAGCUUUCGCGCCAGAUAGUAUAAAUGUAAAAAUUCUCAUACCAUACCAAAUCUGAAAAGAAUAUAAAAUUUGGUGUAAAAACAAAGAUGGUAAAUUUUGUUGAAUGAUCUCUCGUUGUUUGACUAAUUGGUACCCAAAAUUUGAACUUAGAAUAUAUAUCACAUCAGUUCGACUCCACUGGGCUUGGACUUGCUUCCAUAUAGGUGAUGAUGCGUAGGACUAGUCCGAGAAUUACUUGGAAUUUGUUCAACGCAGGAUUCAAUAGAGGUAAUGCGUCUUCUUCGUCUUCUUCUUCAAGUUUUUCAGUUAUUGUAGCACAAACUCAUUCCCAGACUGUAACCAAUGAGGUGGAAGUCCGUACUGUUAAAGAUGCUCUCAACAUGUUUGAUAGAAUGUUCCACUUGCGACCUCUGCCUUCUGUUGUGCGUUUCAAUCAAUUCUUCGGUAAAAUUGUGAAAAUGAAACACUAUUCCCUUGUGAUUACUUUCUACAACCAAAUGUUUUCAGUUGGAAUCCUGCCAGAUGAGUAUACGCUAGGCAUUUUGAUUAAUUGCUUCUCUCAUUUAAAGCGUACCCGUUUUGGUCUACCUGUCUUGGGAAAUUUCAUCAAAUUUGGGUUUGAAUUCAAUACCAUUACUCUCAAUACUUUAAUUAAGGGGUUUGUGGAUGAGGGUAAAAUUGAUGAAGCACAAGUUUGGUUUCACAUUAUGUUAGCAGGAAAAGGAUUUAAGCCUGAUAUAAUUACCUAUAACACAUUACUAAAUGGUUUUUGCAAGGUGGAGAAAAUUGAUAUGGCAAAAGAAUACUUUCAUCUUAUGAUUGGUGAAGGUCAUCCGAAGCCUGAUAUAAUUAUUUAUAACACACUACUAAAUGGCUUUUGCAGAGUGGGAAAAAUGAACGAGGCAAAAGAAUACUUUCAUGGUAUGAUUUCAGAAGGUUUGAAGCCUAAUAUAAUUACUUAUAGCACAUUAAUACAUGGUUUCUGUAAGGUGGGGAAUGUUGACAAGGCGAAAGAAUACUUUCCCAUAAUGAUUGCAGAAGGUUUUAAGCCUGAUAGAAUUGCUUAUAACACAUUGAUAAAUGGAUUUUGUAAGAUGGGGAAAGUUGAUGAGGCUAAAGAAUACUUUUACAUUAUGAUUGCAGAAGGUUUUCAGCCUGAUAUAGUUACUUAUAACACAUUACUAAAUGCUUUUUGUAAGGUGGGCAACACUGCUGCAGCUAUACAAUUGCUGAGGAACAUGGAGAAAAAGUUAACCAAGCUUAACAUAAUUUCUUAUAACACUGUUAUUGACGGUCUCUGCAAGGAUGGAUUAGUUGUUGAUGCCUUGGAUCUCCUCUCAGAAAUGACUAAGAAAGGAUUUGUUCCGAAUGUCAUUACUUACAACAGCUUGAUACAUGGAGCAUGCUUGCUAGGCCAACGGCAAGAAGCAGUGAGGUUAUUUAAUCAAAUGAUCGAUAAAAAUAUUACACCCGAUGUAUUUACUUUCAAUGUUUUGGUUGAUAUGCUUGGCAAAGAGGGUGAUGUUGUAGAGGCGGAAAGACUGAUUAAUAAUAUGGUACAAAGAGGCAUCAAACCGGAUUUGGUCACAUAUUGUUCAGUCAUGGAUGGUUAUUGUUUGCGAGGUGAAAUUGAUCAGGCAACUGAAAUGUUUCAGAUGGUUAAGAAAGAUUUCAACAUUAACUUGCAUAGUUAUAAUAUAAUAAUCAAUGGGCAUUGUAAGAACAAGGGGAUAGAGGAAGCUCUUGCACUGUUUCGAGAAAUGUCUUCAUCGAAUGGAUUAAUUCCUGAUGUUGUUACUUACAACACUCUCAUUGGUGGUUUGUGUACCGUAGGAAGAACUCAUGCUGCUCAAGAGCUAUUUGCAGAGAUGCUAGCUGCUGGCCAACUUCCUAAUAUUCAAACUUUUGCCAUUUUACUUGAUGGGCUAUGCAAAUAUGGACAAAUGAAGGAGGCACUGAAAAUAUUUCAGGAUAUGGAAGAGAAGAAGUUACCAGUGAAUAUUGUUAUCUACAGUAUCAUCAUUGGAGCUAUGUAUAAAGCUGGAGAUUUUACAGGGGCAAAGGAUCUCUUUCGCAAACUAUCAUCGAAGGGCUUGAGACCUGAUGUAAAGGCUUAUACAAUCAUGAUAGAUGGACUUCUAAGUGAAGGUCUUGUAGGUGAAGCCUUAAAUUUGUUUAGAGAAAUGGAAGAAAAUGGAUGCGCCCCAGAUAAUGGGACAUAUAAUAUAAUGAUCCGAGGACUUGUCAACAAUUGUGAAAUAUCAAGGGGAGUUGAGUUCAAUAAUGAAAUGGUGAAAAGGGGUUUUUCUGCAGAUGCUUCAACUGCAGAGAUAUUUAUUAAAAUGAUAUGUAAUGGUGAAAUAGAUUCUUCUUUGCAGCCAGUGAUUCAAAAGAGUUUAUGAAUUAUUAUUGGUCAGACAUAUUUAUUAAAGUGAUAUGAAAUGUUGAAAUAGAUUCGUCUCUGAAACAAAGUAAUCCAAAAGAAUUUAUGAGCCAUUAUUGGUUUUCUGAAGAUGUAUUUGUUGUCAAAUGAAAAAUUAGUUGAUGCUUUUAAUGGCAUUCAUAUAUAUGUUCUUUCUAACAUCCGUGACUUUUUUUUUUUGCUGAACUCUAACAUCUGUGACUUAGUUUGAAUGGAUCAAAUGUCAUUUUUCGAGUUCA